CUAGAUCAAAAUGACACACAUUUAACUUCCAAUGCUUCUUACUUUGUAUGAAGUUUUGGAUAGUGAGUGCAUCAAGGGUUAAACAGUAAACACCUCACCUUUUUAAUUUUUGUAAAAGGGUAAGGUUGUUUAUAUCUUGUCCCCAGACCCCAAGUAACUCUGGGAUUAUUCAGGGGUUUUUGCUGUUGUUAUGCUGGCACACAAGUGUGGGUGUCUUAGUUUUCAAAUUUCACGUUAUCCUUGAUGACUAUACACCAAGCUGUAGCCAAUACUUCACCUGCUACACUACCCCUUCCACUUCGAGUUGAGCCAAAGGCAAAAAGUGGGAUCAGGCAGCAAGAUUUACUUAAAAGGGUGGUAGAGGUCAAACCGAAACGGCAUAGAGUCUCCUCCCCACCAGAACAGGGGAGUCUGCCCUCCAAACCUUUGACUACUUGUGGUUCUCCUAGCAAGCUUGAUUCAGAAUCUCGUAAAAAGCCAUUGGCUAAAUUGAAUGAAGAAGGAUUGAACAAAGCGAAGGUCGAUAAUCCUGUUUCGAGUUUGUUAGCAGCAUAUGAGAGUUCUGAUGAUGAAUGAAAACUGAUAGAUCAUUUGUGUGUGAGCCAUUUUUCUUGGUGUUGAAGCUUCUUUAGUUUUUUUUUUUUGUAUGUGCUGGUUUAAUUUGUAUUAAAACAGAUGGGGAACAAGCUGAGAAGUGAAGUGAUUAUUGAAUUGUGAGAUGGACAAUUAUUCAGUUUUAGGUUUCAUUUAUUCGUACUGAGUUAGAUUAAGGGG
This is a messenger RNA of Cuscuta campestris, 774 nucleotides long. Lineage: Eukaryota; Viridiplantae; Streptophyta; Magnoliopsida; Solanales; Convolvulaceae. The record is from the annotation of a GenBank genome assembly.